AGCAGUCUGGUCCAGAUCCACUUCUUCGCUCCGCUCGAGACGCGCGCAUUGUACACACACGGGCAGGCAGCUCGCGGCAUCGAUCGUGGCUCCUUUAAGAAAAACUAAGCCAGAAAUAUCACUCCACCUCCUCUUGAUCUCAUUUAGAGGCUAUUGCAUAAAAAAAUCAGCUCAGGAGGCUGAGAGUGAUCAAAGAAAGGAGAGAGCUUGAUUUUUUGUGACCAGUUGAGUAUUAACAUUUAAGGUGUCCCAACCAGUGGAAGCGCACGGCGGAUCAUCAUUCAUUCAGCACUUUGACAACCUCGCGUUUGAUUGACAGCUGGAGUGGCAAAAAGCCAUGAGUCACUAGUUUUGUUUGAGGGGCAUUUUCAUACUUGUUUGGUAAAGAAGAUUUGUUCUUUCCCUGCCGUUGUCCUGUGAAAAACGAAGGAACUAAUUGCAUCGCUUUUAGGCGAGCCCGAGCUGAAGCUCCAGUCUCUUCGCCUACAUAAAGGAAAAAUAAGGAUUUUCUUUUCCUGCUUUUGGAAUUUGCGUGCUUAUUCCUCUCCACCCUGGCCUCAUAGGGGAUAUAUCUGAAGUUCGAGGAAGAAGAGGGCGCGAGACAGGCCGAUGGCGCAAAGGUACGAAGAUCUGCCCCAUUACGGCAUGGAAGGCGUAGGAAUCCCGACCACGAUGUACGCGGAUCCUCACGCCGCCAGAUCCAUGCAGGCUGUCCAUCUGAAUCACGGUCCCCAGCUGCACUCGCACCAGUAUCCGCACGCGGCCCACACCAACGCCAUGCCCCCCAAUAUGGGCUCCUCCGUCAACGACGCGCUAAAAAGAGAUAAAGAUGCCAUUUACGGGCACCCCCUCUUUCCUCUCCUAGCACUGAUUUUUGAGAAAUGUGAAUUAGCGACUUGCACACCGAGAGAACCCGGCGUUGCUGGAGGCGACGUUUGCUCCUCGGAAUCCUUCAAUGAAGAUAUAGCCGUGUUUGCAAAACAGGUUCGGGCAGAAAAGCCUUUAUUUUCAUCGAACCCUGAACUGGAUAAUCUGAUGAUACAAGCAAUUCAAGUAUUACGAUUUCAUCUCCUGGAGCUAGAGAAGGUACACGAGCUUUGCGACAAUUUCUGCCAUCGCUAUAUCAGCUGCUUGAAGGGGAAGAUGCCCAUCGAUUUGGUUAUAGACGACAGAGAAGGUGGAUCAAAAUCAGACAGUGAAGAAAUCACAAGAUCAUCCGGAACCCUAGAUCAGGUAUGCGGUCUUCUCCUUCAUUUACUGUGUAAAAAGUAGGAUAUUCAGAUUGUC
Messenger RNA from Paramormyrops kingsleyae, 1287 nucleotides. The record is from RefSeq and is a predicted model, not a curated record. Lineage: Eukaryota; Metazoa; Chordata; Actinopteri; Osteoglossiformes; Mormyridae.